Messenger RNA from Babesia ovata, 831 nucleotides. RefSeq names its product EBNA1 binding protein. Bases 1 to 831 code for a protein of 276 amino acids. The record is from RefSeq and is a predicted model, not a curated record. The transcript is spliced from 3 exons. NCBI's taxonomy places the organism in Eukaryota, Apicomplexa, Aconoidasida, Piroplasmida, Babesiidae. Gene Ontology annotation, cellular component: nucleolus; nuclear periphery; preribosome, large subunit precursor. Gene Ontology annotation, biological process: rRNA processing; ribosomal large subunit biogenesis.
AUGCCGUUGCAAAUAAAGGCGUUAGGAUACGUCUUGAAACCAGGAGAGCGCUUCAUAGACAGCAACGACUUGGUCGAUGCCGGCGAGGACUCCUCGGGAGACGAUACAUCUAAUGAAGCCUCCCACACAUAUAAGGAAACAGACGUUUUGGACAAGAUUGAGGAGAUCUCCGAGGGAAGGGAUGGAAAAGCCUUACCUUGGGUAGAAACGCUGGACAUCACCUCUGAGCAAAAAUGCAGCGAUGAAUUAAACCGAAAUGAAAUAUUGAAGCUAGAGGAACAUUUUAAACUUAUCGCUUCUGACUGUGCAAGGCGCGGAUUGCAACGCCUCGCCAAAAUGGGAAUCGGUUUUAAUCGUCCAUCUGAUUUUUAUGCUGACAUGGUAAAAACCGAUGUUCAGAUGGCACGAGUAGUGAAAAAACUCGCUAAUCGUUCGAACGUGAUCCAGGAGAAGAAACGAAGGCAGAGCAUGAAGGUGAAGAAGGUUUUUGAUAAACAGGUGAAGCAACGGCAGAUGAAGAACAAGUUCGUCAAAGAUGUAGAUAAUCUCAUCAGGAAUGGCAAAAAUAAUGGGGCAAUUGAGAAGCAAAUUGAUCGUCUGAUCGACAAUCACUCUAAGGAUGAACGCAAAAGUAAGUCUGCUGGUGCCUCGACGAAGUCGCAAAAACGGCUUCGGCAACGCAACGAGAAGACCGUCAACAAGCCUUCGAAAAAGCAAAUGCUUCGAAAUCCGAAAGUUAGGCGAAGUUCGGGAGGCAAAGCAGCCAAAGGAGUGAAAGGGAAUAAAGGGAAAAAAGGCAGCGGCCGGGGCAAGACACGGGGCAGAAAGUAG